Messenger RNA from Pocillopora meandrina, 5939 nucleotides. The record is from the annotation of a GenBank genome assembly. NCBI's taxonomy places the organism in Eukaryota, Metazoa, Cnidaria, Anthozoa, Scleractinia, Pocilloporidae.
GCCAGGCCUAAAACAAGAUGGAGUCAGUCCGGAGAGGUAGAUCGUCAAACAUCCUUGAAAAACCGCUCAGUAAAGGGCGGAAUGAGGUAUUCAGUGGUUGAUCUUUAAUCGGCUGACUACUUUUUUGUGCUCUUAGAACGAUCCAUAUGUUUUUUGUAGAUAAAUGUCAGCACUUUUGGCUUGCUGUUUUCGGAGAUGGUUCAGUAUUGCCAAAACAGAGUUCACACUGUACCGGAACUUCAAACCAAGUGAGUGAAAACAGAACCUUAGGAGCGAAAAUAUCAUACUUUAUUUUAUUAAUCUCAUGCGAUGGCAUUCCUGUUUAGCUAAUUGGGAGACUGUGAUUUUUAAUAUGUCAUCUACUGGUUUUACGACUGUCUCGUACAGGAUGAAAAUGUUGUGGAAGUAAUUCAAUUGAUUGACUGAUAUGUGACAAAUAGACUGAUGCUCGAUCGCUCUGACGGAAGGCUAACGUUCGUAACGUCAGUCUUUAAACUCUUUACGGUGACCAAUUUACGUUUUAAACUCAGUUGAUAACUCUAAAUUAACCUGACGCAGCACCACAUUUUCUGCAGAAUAAUGACCGUUUAACUGACUACUGGUUGACCGAAUCACGGAAGUAUUUAGAUCGUGAGCUGUGCAGACUGAGAGACAAAUAAAAAAGACCUUCUAUUUAACUUCUGUUAAAAUUUAUGUUAUUUACCAUGGGUAGUGGGGUUUCAAUCUUGUUUAAGGUCCUCAGUGCAUAGUUUUUUUCUGUAUGAACACCACAAAAAUUCCAUACAGUGGUCUGUAUAGUGAAAAGCUGGACUUACAAGCACACAAUUAGCCAAUCAGAUUCAAGGAUUUAGGAUUCUGGUGCACAUAGAUACUUCCAAAAAAAUAAUAUGGAUUUCUUGGGCAGUUUAUUGUUAGUGAUUUUGAUUCUAAUCAUUUAAACAGGUUGUCAGAAUUAGGCCAACAAGUUGGUUCCAGAGUGCUUGAUGUGUUGGUGUUGAGAGAGAAAGGACUGAAAAGGGAAGUGAGAGUACUAAACAUUCUCCUUUUCAUUAAAUCAGUUUUGUGGAAAGUAAGUAAAAAGUAUUAUUAAUUAACCCUUCACCUCCCAUUAGUGACUAGGAGAUAAUUUCUCCUUACAAUAUCAAUACAAUAUCAAGCAUCAAAGUGAUGAGAAUAAAGUAAAAUAUCAAUUAGGGGAUUAUUAGCUGAUCCAAUACCAAAUUCUCCAAAUUGACAUCGUAAGAAUUGUAUGGCAGACAGUAAGGAGAAUUACUAAUUGAAUCUUGGGAGUUAAAGUGGUAAUAAAAAAACCACAAGAAUGGAUGACACACAAGCCAAAAACUGCAUCUGACUAUCACUCUGUUUCUUGUCCCACUCUCUUCCCACCCUAAGGAUAAGUUGCAACAUUGCAGGCUCUUUGGCUCAAGUGCACCACUUAACCUUUUAACCCUUCAGCUCCCAAGAUUUAAUUGUUAAUUCUCCCCUCUAACUGUUACACAUUUCCUUGUAAAUUAGUUAGGAGAAUUUGGUGUUAGAUCAAGAUAUCAACUUUAACCUGAUAAUACUGAAUAUUCUCAUCACCUUUUUGAGAAUAAUGUAUAGAUAUUAUAGGGAGAAGUUACAUGUUAAUCACCUCUGGGAGUUUAAGGGUUUAUCCAUAAAGUGUAGAUAGAGUGUAGCAGAAAAUAAAAAUUAGAUCACAAGAUUAUCAGCUGUUAUCAACUGAGUUGAUAAUGGGAUGAUGUAAGUUCAGAGAAUUCGGUAUUGGAUCAACUAAUAAUCACCUUAUAUGGAUAUAUUUUGCUUCACUCUCAUUAUAUGUCUGCUUGAUAUUGUAAGGAGAAAUUCUGCCUUGGUCACACAUGGGAGUGAAAGGAUUAAUAUAAAAUUAUGUCAAGCAGGAUCCUGUUUUGGAUUUUGAUAUGGAAUUUUGAAAAAUGAGACAUUGUUUUUUUAAUAUAUUUUUUAGAUGUUUUAUCUUUCAGAAUCUGAUUUCAUUGUUAUUAACUUCUUGUUGUUUUCAUAUUUUAUUUCCUUGUAGUCCUUAUUCGGCAAAGAAGCUGAUAAGUUGGAGCAAGCUAAUGAUGAUGACAAAACAUGUAUCCUUCUUUAUUGUGAGGCAAUUUGAAUGACACCCCUUAUCAUUUUGAGUUUAGUUAAAAAUAAGGUUAAAUGCAAUUAAGGUAAAGUUUGAGUCAAGUUAGUGCAAAGGGUAUCAAAGUGGAGAUCCUGAUCACAUGUCAGGUACAAAUUUGAGAAAAAUUCAGGCAUCUUGCAGUAUUUUAUGCAUCAAGAAUUUCAAAGGGAAAUUUCAAAUCUCACUUAACUUGCAGUUGCCUUUCUGUAAAAUUUUUGGCUUAUGUCGUAACUUUGGGCAAUUAAUCACAUGCCUCAUGUAAAGCUUUUUCCACCCUUAAAGCAGGGAUUUAUAAGAGUUGAGUGAUGUGUAAAGUCCAGGGCCCUUACCAAGUGCUUUGACUCAUUCUGCUUUAGUGCUAUUUUGCUUGUUUCUUAUCCUUCCUCCAUUCCACUUCUGGGUACGUAUUCUGUCCAUGCACGGGUUUCUUGGUGUCAUGUUAAUCAUUUCCAGGUGUUGCAACAGCAGAGUCAGGGGGAGGGGAGGGUUCAAGGAGGUGUGAACAAUGCCCCAUCAGAUGUGUGGACUUGUUUACAACUUUUCUGAGGCCAAACUUCUGGCAGCAACAAGAUUACGCAUGACUGCUUAAGUGGCUUAAGUCUUUUCUUCUGAAACACUAGUUAUUGAGAAGCAAAGCAAACUGAACUCCAUGGUCCACCAGUUCAAAGAGUACAUCAGGCUAUCCAACAGAUAAAUUGCUAUCCAGGGAAUAAGUUUUAAUAUUUAACAUAAGUACUGCAUUAUCCACUGGUUAGAGAUUUAUCCAGUGUUUAAUGUUACAUACCCUUUGUACAGAAAGGUGCAGUUCUUGUCCUAGUAAAAGGGUAUCUCCAUGUGAAGUAGUCACGGUAACUUAAUCUGCUACAUUAAGUUGAAAUUCUGAAUCUGAAUUCCCAGAACAAUUCACAGUUGAUCAUCCUUCUAGAAAUAAAGGCCUUGUGUUAAGAAAUGUUAAAAUGAUUAUUACUGUAGCAAAUAUGUUUAAUAGCAAAUCGCUGACAACAUGUUUCCCUUAAGUGACUAGAGUUCGAUCUGUAUCAAAAAAGUUUGCAAGACCUUAACAGUCCUUUCAGAUUAUAUAAUUGAAAAAGAACCUCUUGUCAAUAAGUUUAUCUCAGUUCCAAAGGACAAAGGUACAGUGUAGAAUUUUAGAACCUGUGGAACCUUUAGCUCCCAAGAUCUGAUAGUCAAUUCUCUCCUUCAGCUUUUACAUAUUUCCUUUUAAAUUGGUUACAAGAAUUUGGUGUUAGAUCAAGACAACAACUUCUACUUGAUAUGUUUGAAUAUUCUCAUUACCUGUUUGCUGGACAAUGUAUAGAUAUUGCAGUGAGAGGUUAAUUGUUAAUCAUUUAUGGGAGUUAACCCUUUAAAUCUCAUGAGUGAUCAAAGCAGAAUUUCUCCUUAUGAUAUCAAGAUUAUAUAAGGCAGAUAAGAGAUGAGAUAAAAGAAAAAUAUCAAUUUGGGGAUUUUUAGUGGAUCCAAUACUACAUUCUCCAAACAAACUGUAUGGUAGACAGAAAGGAGAAUUGCUAAUGAGAUCUUGGGAGUUAAAGGUUAAAGUGAGCUAUAAAAGAACUAGAAAUUAUUUUCAUUAGACAUGAACAGAUGAAAGAAAGACGUGAUUAGUGUGAGUUGGUGUUGGUGCAAUCCCACAUCUAUGCAAAAUUUGAAAUGUUUUAAAUUCAGGAUUUAAAUGUUAUGAGAGGUUCUGAGGUAUAAAUCCUUAAAACUCUAUAUUAUUUUUAUUCCCCCAAGCUUCAUGGUGAGUUCUAUUGUAUAAAGCUUAAUUUUAAAUAUCUAAACUGGGUUAUAAUCAUUGUGAUUUAAGUUUCCUAUUGGCAGACAAGGAAUUUACCCAGUUAAUAAUGGUUGUAGGACUGAGUGGUCUGUAAUCACAUGUUGAGUUAUAAACAAAUCAGACUCACACUUUGCAAUCAUCCAAUUUUGUUAAUCACUCAUAUGAAUAAAGACAGAAUUGGAAGACAAAAAGUCCUGUUACUAAUUAAUCAUAGCCAUUACAAUUUCCAAAAAAGAUACAUCUAGUGGAGACAAUGUCUUGAGUUACAAAUUACUCCAUUUUGGAAAUUCCCAGUUUUUCUCAUGAUGAGUGGUUGUUGUUAUGGUUAUCGUGAUCAAUUCUGUGAUUGGUAGAUUUACCUGAGAGGACUAGGUACAAUUAGCUGUAUCAGAUGUCAGAUUACAGGUGUAUGAUUACAAGUGUUUGAUUACAGCCAACUGUCCGAUUACAACCCUACAAAAUAAUUAGUCAAAAACGAAGCAGUUAGUGCACCAAUCACAUUUGAGGAAAUUGUAAUAGUUAUGAUUAUGUUUGUGACUGGGAAGAAAUCUCUUAACCCUUAACUCUCAGAAGUGAUCAACAAGUAACUUCUCCCUAUAAUACUGAAACUGAUCGAGUAGAAGUUGUUUUCCUGAUAUAACACCAAAUUCUCAUAACUAAUUUACAAGGAAAUGUGUAACAGCUAAAGGGGAGAAUUAACAAUCAGAUCUUGGGAGUUAGAGGGUUAUCAGGCAUUGAAUACUGUGCAGUUAAUUGAUGGCUUAAACAGAUUCUGGCCAGCUUGGGGUUUUGCCUCUUGGUUUUUAUACUUUUUUCAUUUCAUACUUUACAGGAAGCCUUAACUGUGCAUCUUUCAUUGCUGGCAUUGUUGAAGCUGUGUUACAUGGAUGUAAUUUUGUAAGUUCUUUAAAUCAAUAAUUUUUAAAUGAAUGUUUUAUUGUUAAUGUAAGUGUAAUUAAUGUCAGUUAAAUCUGGUUAUUUAACAACCAUUCCACAAAUUGAAGGUGGCUGAUGGUGAAUAUUUACUGGGUGGCAAAGUAGCAGGAUAAAUAUCCACUGACACUGAUUGGAAGUGAAUGGCAAAUAAUAUUUGGAGUUUGAGUAGCCAAUCAAAGUGCUCCUUAAAUACUAUCAAUUGUCUCAUUAUUUUCCUAUCUGGCUCACCAAUACCACUAGUGCUAAGCUCUUGGCACUUCGAGCCUUUGUAUGGGAAGCUUUGAGUACUUAAGAUUUCAAUGACCACAUUAAUUGAAAAUCAGUCAGCAAGAUUGAGUUGCAUUGCAAUUCUUAGGUGAAUUAUGUCAAAUAUAAUUCCUAUACUCCCUGUAAAUCUUCAACUCCCUAACCCCUUACAUCACUGCUUAAUCGAACUUUUAGGUAAUGGAAGUAAAAGGGAUGAUAACCAGCAAAUGAAGUUCUUGAUUGCUAAACGAAUUCUCGUCGUUAGUAAAUACUAAUUUAAAAGAAAAUGAGUAGAGAGAGGUACAGAGAAGGUGCUUUCUAAUGUUAAGCGUUUAGGUGAAUUGAGAUUUCUGGCUGAGUGAUUUAUAGUGUGGGAUAGCUACUGACAAGGAAUUAACAAUAUGAUUUUGUUGUAGCCUGCUAAAGUAACUGCACAUUGGCACAAAGGAACAACUUUGAUGAUCAAGUUUGAAGAGUCAGUGAUACAGAGAGACAAGUCAAUGGAUGGAAGAUGAGAUAAUUAACUGUAAAUAAUUCAUAACAUCGACAACACUGUGAAAAAAAAAUUGAGUGUUUAGUAGGAAAAGAAUUAAUUAAAGAGGUUAGUUGUGAAAAUAGCCUUUGGUUGUGUCAAUUUGCUUGUCAUCUAUGACACAUUCAUCAGGUGACAGAAAUGUUUAUACCAUAUCACCUUGAGUAAGCACCUGGAUAUUUGUUUAAACAUUCAGCUCAGUAGAGGUGCUUAUUUGAAGGAGGGCGAUUGCUGUUCUCCAGCACUGAUUCCAUUCUAGUUGAAGCUUAAAGAGUUUUAAAUAAAGUGGC